AUGAAGUUUGUUUCCGUCUUCCUCGUUCUGUUUAUCUUCUUCCUCGUCGUUCUUGAGGCCCCGGAGAAGAUAGAAGCCAAAGACGACAAGUUCAUAUGUGUGGUUGAGUAUGGAGGAGACGUGGGUCCAACGUUCUGUAACCCUAAAUUCUUCCCCACGUUGUGCCGUCAAAACUGCCGGAGCUUCAAAGGUGCCAAAGGCGGUAAAUGCGUGAAGCAACCCAAACACAAACAUAUCAAGUGCUUCUGCGACUACUGUAAAGACGACUAG
This is a messenger RNA of Arabidopsis thaliana (thale cress), 270 nucleotides long. Its product is annotated as scorpion toxin-like knottin superfamily protein. Gene Ontology annotation, molecular function: ion channel inhibitor activity; sodium channel inhibitor activity. NCBI's taxonomy places the organism in Eukaryota, Viridiplantae, Streptophyta, Magnoliopsida, Brassicales, Brassicaceae. Gene Ontology annotation, biological process: defense response. The transcript has 2 exons. Bases 1 to 270 code for a protein of 89 amino acids. The record is from RefSeq and is marked reviewed. Gene Ontology annotation, cellular component: extracellular region.